Molecule: messenger RNA, 2137 nt
Organism: Coregonus sp. 'balchen'
Lineage: Eukaryota; Metazoa; Chordata; Actinopteri; Salmoniformes; Salmonidae
Source: the annotation of a GenBank genome assembly
CGGAACCGAACAUGCACAGUAGUAGAAACAUUAGCGAACAGCUGAUACAAUGGCGCCACUGGACCUGGAUAAAUACGCGGAGAUUGCCAAGCAGUGUAAAUAUUUACCUGAAAACGACCUCAAGGUGAGAAUCAAUGCCUUCGCAAUGGCAAUCACCUCUACAAAUAAGCCUGAUGAGCAGCACGCAUAGUAGCCUACUUAUCAGAUAUAAGCAACAGCAAAAUCACUAUCACUUCUAAUCAUAUCUAAGCAUCCUGAACUGAAAUCACAGACUGUGAUGCCAUAGCCUAGAAUUAGAAUUCAAUGGAUGCCAUGAUCACUUAUCAAUGUGUAAGUCGCUCUGGAUAAGAGCGUCUGCUAAAUGACUUAAAUGUAAAUGUAAAAUCAUGCUUGACGAAAUGAUUGGUAUGAGAUAGUAUCAUUUACAGUAGCUUAGUUGUCACUAGUGAAUUUUUCUACUAUGCCAUUAAUUCAUUAAACCAUUGCUUGGCAUUGCAUGACACAUCACAUUGAAGUCUCUGAAACUGUUACAUUAUGCUUCUUAUUCUUACCAAGUGUGGGUUUUUCCUCAGAGGUUAUGUGAUUAUGUAUGUGACCUAUUGCUGGAGGAAUCCAAUGUCCAGCCUGUGUCCACCCCUGUGACUGUGUGUGGAGAUAUACAUGGACAGGUAGGCUACUUUAUUGAUCAUCUAAGCUUUACAGCAACAUUGCUAGAUAUUUGAGUUUGAAGCUGAUGGAUUUUAAAUUUCUUUCCAGUAAUUCUGAAGUUAACUUGGUUGUUUCUUCUUCUCUCAGUUUUAUGAUCUGUGUGAACUCUUCAGAACCGGAGGACAGGUCCCAGACACAAACUAUAUUUUCAUGGUUAAAACUAAACUAUUCUCCCCUUGUCCACUCCCAUUUAUCUCAAUUGAUUUACAACGUCCAUCAAGAAUCACCCCAUCAUGAUUUGGUGUCUGUGUCUCUACAGGGUGACUUUGUUGACCGGGGAUAUUACAGCUUGGAGACAUUCACAUACCUGCUGGUGUUAAAAGCCAAAUGGCCUGACCGCAUCACGCUUUUAAGAGGAAACCACGAAAGCAGACAAAUAACCCAAGUAUAUGGCUUUUAUGGUGAGAAUUUCAUUACUUCACCAUAUCCAGCCCAACCAAAUGUUGCAAUAAUAGGCUACAUUAGUAGUUAUCGUACAAUCCAAACCAUUGACUCCAGGUGCACUGGUUGUAAAUGGGAUGUCCCCGGUCUAUUUUGCCUUUCAGAUGAAUGCCAAACCAAAUAUGGAAAUGCCAAUGCCUGGCGCUACUGUACCAAAGUAUUUGAUAUGUUAACAGUUGCAGCGGUGAGUACAACUCUAUUGCUUUGUAUUUCUGAUUUCCUGCAGUAACAUCCCCCAUAUCACAAUUUUAGCAUUUCAAGCCAACAUGGAGAUGAUUACACAUGAUCCUUAAGAUAUGUUCUACUAUCACAGUUAUUGAGCAUUCUAAUGCUGUACUUUGGUUGUUUUCUUAUGCCAGCUGAUGGAUGAGCAGAUUCUGUGUGUUCAUGGGGGCCUCUCCCCAGACAUAAAGACCCUGGACCAGAUCAGAACCAUUGAACGUAACCAGGAGAUCCCCCACAAGGGAGCAUUCUGUGACCUUGUCUGGUCAGACCCCGAGGACGUGGACACCUGGGCCAUCAGCCCCAGGGGAGCUGGGUGGCUGUUUGGUGCAAAGGUCACCAAUGAGGUAAGAUUAGUCUUGUUCAACACUGAUAAGAGAUGCACACUGCAGUACAUACAUUGUCAAUUUCACACAGUAAUAUAUAUGAAAUAGGUAAUAGUAAUGUUUUCUUUUUCACAUUCACAUUUAUCUCACUCUGUCGUUAUUUUUUUGUUUAUAUAUCCCUCUAUGUGCAGUUUGUUCACAUCAACAACUUGACAUUGAUCUGUCGUGCACAUCAACUAGUCCAUGAAGGUUACAAGUUCAUGUUUGAUGAGAAGCUGGUCACAGUCUGGUCGGCUCCUAACUACUGCUAUCGCUGCGGCAACAUUGCCUCCAUCAUGGUCUUCAAAGACGCCAAUACGAGGGAGCCCAAGCUGUUCCGGGCGGUGCCCGACUCAGAGAGAGUCAUUCCACCCAGAACAACGACACCAUAUUUCCUGUAA